AUGGCCCUCCAGCAGCGUGUGUUCCUUCAUCUCCUUCUUCUCCUCGGGCUCGGGGCGGCUGGGGUGUCUGGCCUUGCGGACGGCCGUGCAUCCUCUGUCAUCAAAUCAACCUGUGCAGCGGCAGCCCAGUCGAUCUGGAAAACUCCCUACCACUACUGCGUAGACAUUUUGUCUGCCGAUCCAAAGGCCGCGUCUGCCGCCGACGCGCGAGGUGUCGCCGUCGCCGCGGCUAAUCUAACCGCUUCGAACGUUACUUCUACGGUACGCGCCAUCUCCGACCUUAUCGAGAGCCUCAACCAUUGCCUGAACCUCUACAGAGAGAUGGACGCGUGGGUCACCGGAGCUGUGAGUGAUCUCCUCGCCGGCCGCGUCGAGACGGCGUGGCCACGACUCAGCGACGCAUCUUACCAGCCCGGCUACUGUCGGCUUGCCCUGAUGGAGGGCAAUUUGACUCCCAAAGACCCGCUGUCUGACGAAAACAACGCGAGCAUCUGGCUGUCUGCAAUGGCCGCGGACAUUGCCCAAGCGAUUCAUGAUCACCGGACGACGCUGCCAUGA
Lolium perenne is the source of this 558-nucleotide messenger RNA. Its product is annotated as putative invertase inhibitor. Gene Ontology annotation, molecular function: enzyme inhibitor activity. NCBI's taxonomy places the organism in Eukaryota, Viridiplantae, Streptophyta, Magnoliopsida, Poales, Poaceae. The record is from RefSeq and is a predicted model, not a curated record.